Molecule: messenger RNA, 5778 nt
Organism: Perognathus longimembris pacificus (Pacific pocket mouse)
Lineage: Eukaryota; Metazoa; Chordata; Mammalia; Rodentia; Heteromyidae
Gene: Cntn1
Product: contactin 1
Exons: 24
Coding region: 346-3402 (1018 amino acids)
Biological process (GO): brain development; cell-cell adhesion
Molecular function (GO): cell-cell adhesion mediator activity
Source: RefSeq, a predicted model, not a curated record
AAGAUGUAAAUCCCCAGCUCACAACCCAGAGGGAUUUUAUUUGAAAGUGUGGCUGCAUGGAAAGCCUGCUAACCUGCUCUCCCCAGAAGGUUGGCUGAAGGAUGGGAGCGGCUGCGCCUGCCUCUGAGGUCACAGCUUGAAGUCCUUUCAACUUGCCUUCUGCUGCAGGAUUGAGGCGGAUUGUGGCAGAGCUGGUCCUGCAUUUACUCACAUGGACAAUUUGCAAUAGAUAUUAUACCCAGAAUGGAAAUACAGCUAGUCGAAUAGAUUAGGUGUUUAAUAUCGUCCAUCUGCCAUAAAGCUACAGCUUCUUUUUCCUCUUUGGAAUAUUAAACCAAAUACAAGAUGAAAAUGUGGUUGCUGGCCGGUUCUCUUGUUCUAUUAUCUUUUACAACUUGUCUAGCAGAGUUUACGUGGCACAGAAGGUAUGGUCAUGGAGUUUCUGAAGAAGACAAAGGAUUUGGCCCAAUUUUUGAAGAGCAACCAAUCAAUACCAUUUAUCCAGAAGAAUCGCUGGAAGGAAAAGUCUCACUCAACUGCCGGGCAAGAGCUAGCCCUUUUCCAGUUUACAAGUGGAGAAUGAAUAAUGGGGACGUGGACCUGACGAGUGACCGGUACAGCAUGGUGGGUGGAAACCUUGUCAUCAACAACCCUGACAAGCAGAAAGACGCUGGCAUAUAUUACUGCUUGGCCUCAAAUAACUAUGGGAUGGUCCGGAGUACAGAGGCAACCCUGAGCUUUGGGUAUCUUGAUCCUUUCCCACCUGAGGAACGUCCUGAAGUCAAAGUGAAAGAAGGGAAGGGAAUGGUUCUGCUCUGCGAUCCUCCAUACCAUUUUCCAGAUGAUCUUAGCUAUCGCUGGCUUUUAAAUGAAUUUCCUGUCUUUAUCACAAUGGAUAAACGGAGAUUUGUGUCUCAGACAAAUGGCAACCUCUACAUCGCAAACGUUGAGGCUUCUGACAGAGGCAAUUAUUCCUGCUUUGUCUCCAGUCCUUCCAUUACGAAGAGUGUCUUCAGCAAAUUCAUCCCACUCAUUCCAAUCCCCGAACGAACAACAAAACCAUAUCCAGCUGAUAUCGUAGUACAGUUCAAGGACAUAUAUGCACUGAUGGGUCAAAAUGUGACUCUAGAGUGUUUUGCACUUGGAAAUCCUGUUCCUGAUAUCCGAUGGAGGAAAGUGUUAGAACCAAUGCCUAGCACUGCUGAGAUUAGCACCUCGGGGGCUGUCCUCAAGAUCUUCAAUAUCCAACUAGAAGAUGAAGGCAUUUAUGAAUGUGAGGCUGAGAAUAUUAGAGGGAAGGAUAAACACCAGGCAAGAAUUUAUGUUCAAGCAUUUCCAGAAUGGGUAGAACAUAUCAAUGACACAGAGGUUGACAUAGGCAGUGAUCUCUACUGGCCUUGCAUAGCUACAGGAAAGCCCAUCCCUUCCAUCCGAUGGCUGAAAAAUGGAUAUGCGUACCAAAAAGGGGAGCUUCGACUAUAUGAUGUGACUUUUGACAACGCUGGCAUGUAUCAGUGCAUCGCAGAAAACACUUACGGAGCUAUCUAUGCCAAUGCUGAGCUGAAGAUUCUGGCUUUGGCUCCAACUUUUGAAUUCAAUCCAAUGAAGAAGAAGCUUCUGGCUGCUAAAGGAGGAAGGGUGAUCAUUGAGUGUAAACCCAAAGCUGCACCGAAACCAAAAUUUUCCUGGAGCAAAGGAACAGAGUGGCUUGUCAACAGCAGCAGAGUACUGAUUUGGGAGGAUGGGAGCUUGGAAAUCAAUAACAUCACAAGGAAUGAUGGCGGUGUCUACACGUGCUUCGCAGAGAAUAACAGAGGGAAAGCUAACAGCACGGGCACCCUUGUCAUCACAGAUCCCACACGCAUCAUCCUAGCUCCGAUUAACGCGGAUAUCACUGUUGGAGAGAAUGCCACCAUGCAGUGCGCAGCAUCCUUUGACCCCAGCCUUGACCUCACCUUCGUGUGGUCCUUCAAUGGUUACGUGAUUGAUUUUAACAAGGAGAAUGUUCACUACCAGAGGAACUUCAUGCUGGAUGCCAAUGGGGAGCUCCUCAUCCGAAAUGCCCAGCUAAAGCAUGCUGGAAGAUACACGUGCACUGCCCAGACCAUUGUAGACAAUUCUUCAGCCUCCGCUGACCUUGUUGUGCGAGGUCCCCCUGGCCCACCAGGUGGUCUGAGAAUAGAAGACAUCAGAGCCACUUCUGUGGCACUUACCUGGAGCCGUGGUUCAGACAAUCACAGUCCUAUCUCUAAGUAUACUAUCCAGACCAAGACCAUUCUUUCAGAUGAUUGGAAAGAUGCAAAAACAGAUCCCCCAAUUAUUGAAGGAAACAUGGAGGCCGCAAAAGCAGUGGAUUUAAUCCCAUGGAUGGAGUAUGAAUUUCGUGUGGUAGCAACCAAUACAUUGGGCAUAGGAGAGCCCAGUUUACCAUCAAACCGAAUUAAAACAGAUGGCGCUGCACCCAAUGUGGCUCCAUCUGAUGUAGGAGGCGGGGGUGGAAGCAACAGAGAGCUGACCAUUACAUGGGCGCCUUUGUCAAGAGAAUACCAUUAUGGCAACAAUUUUGGUUACAUCGUGGCCUUUAAGCCAUUUGAUGGAGAAGAAUGGAAAAAGGUGACAGUUACUAAUCCAGACACUGGCAGAUAUGUCCAUAAGGACGAAUCCAUGAGCCCUUCCACUGCCUUUCAAGUCAAAGUUAAAGCUUUCAACAACAAAGGGGAUGGGCCUUACAGCCUCAUCGCUGUCAUUAACUCAGCACAGGAUGCUCCCAGUGAAGCCCCUACAGAAGUUGGUGUUAAGGUCUUAUCCUCUUCUGAGAUUUCAGUUCACUGGAAGCAUGUUUUAGAAAAAAUAGUGGAAAGCUACCAGAUUCGAUAUUGGGCGGCCCACGACAAGGAAGCAGCUGCACACCGGGUUCAAGUCCCCAGCCAGGAGUACUCAGCCAGGCUGGAGAAUCUCCUGCCUGAUACUCAGUACUUUGUGGAAGUGGGAGCCUGCAACAGUGCUGGUUGUGGACCUUCAAGUGACGUGAUUGAGACCUUCACCAGGAAAGCGCCUCCCAGCCAGCCGCCAAGGAUCAUCAGUUCUGUAAGGUCCGGCUCCCGCUACAUCAUCACCUGGGACCACGUGGUCGCACUGUCCAAUGAGUCUACAGUGACGGGAUACAAGGUCCUCUACAGGCCCGACGGGCAGCACGACGGCAAGCUGUACUCCACGCACAAGCAUUCCAUCGAGUUGCCCAUCCCCCGCGACGGCGAGUACGUGGUGGAGGUUCGAGCGCACAGUGACGGCGGAGAUGGGGUCGUGUCUCAAGUCAAAAUUUCAGGUGCGCCUACCCUGUCUUCAGGACUUCUCGGCUUCCUGCUGCCUGCCUUGGGCACCCUCGUCUACUUGGAAUUCUGAGUGUGGCACGUGUGCCAUCUGCGGUGGCCAGGCCAGCCAAGGUCGUGCUCCAUCCUGGGAUGACUGCAACUCCUUCCAGUUCCCUGCGGCUCCAUCGCAAGUCCAACAAAUCAUACGCCAACCAACUGCCCAGCUGACGAAGCGUGAGGACUGAGGCAUUCAGGAACCCUUCAUCCAAAAAAAAUCAACUUUUGACAAAUGGAGAUCAAAUGAUUUUUAACUCGUUCCGAUAUGCCUUAUAAACCAUUUAACCUGAUUCUGGGACGGUUGCAUGAUUUAACCCAAUGGGACAAGUUACAGUGUUCAAGUCAAUACCAUAGGCUGUAGGGGGAGAGGCAGAUCACCAGACACAGGUGCUUUCAAUUUAAUUACAAGUUGUGAAAUAGCCUAGAGGUUGAAAUGUUGAUCGUACGUGGUAAAUGUAAGAGUAAUACAGUCUGUUAAAUUAUCCUCUCUGUCCAGGGCCUGCAUAAUUCUCAACGGCCCUGAUCAUCCAUGACAUUUUGAAUUCUCUUGAACAUUAAAAAAAAGAAUGUAAUGCUGAAGAAGUUGAAAGAUCUUGAAUAUCAAAAAUCAAAUCAGUAUUUCUUCUUUUUGAAGUUAUUUUCUAAAUAGUUUAUUUUUUUCCAGAAUCAGUGAUAACUUUUCAGUUCAUACUCUAAUGAUAAAGUUCACAUGCCAUCUGGAGAUUGUUUUUUGUUUGUUUGUUUUUACUUUUAUAUUGUACUCUGAAAUUAUUUUAUGCUUUUUUAUUUCAUUAAUAUCAAGCCAUCAAUACACAACUACGGCCCCUCUCUAGAACAUCAUCCUCUUGCUGUAUUUAUUCAUAUGUGGAAUGAUGAAUUUUAAGAAAUAGAGUGCUUCCAUUUUUUUAAUUGAGAUGUGACAGUCUUUAUAUAGUUAGGAAGAAAUAAAUAACAGUUAGUAAAGAUUAGAAUUACAGAAUAAUAUUCUAGUAUCUUUGUUUUGUGCCUCAUUUCUAAAGUAAAAUCUUUCUUUAUUGAAGGUACGGAAUCAAGAAGUCAUCAUCUGUAGACUGAAAAAUCUACAGAAUUUCUUUUGUUAAAAAAAAAAAGCAAAUUUGAAGUUCAUUUCCCGUUAUAAGGCAAUACUGAAAGCUGGCUAAAAAUACCAAACCAAUAUAUUGUGAAUGGUACUGUGAAGAAUAUGCAAAAGAGGAAAGGCCAGGGAGAGACGGUUUUUUGUCUGACACUGUCUCCCAAGCAUUGGUGCUUCAGGUUUUUAUAAAUUGUGAAAAGGAAACACACACAUUUCAUCAUUCUCCAUAGUAUGCAUGGAAAUGUGUUUGAGCGUGGAUGAGGAAGAACUUGAGUAAUAAAGAUUUAGCUGGCUGGUGAAAUAGUGCAAUAUAUGAGAGGUAUAAUCCUAUUUUAUUAGCACAACCUUGGGAGCUAACUAAAGAUAGAGUUUAUCUUUUUAGAAAGGAUUACCUUAUAGGUUCAUAAAAGAAUAUUUACAAGAAGCAAAAUAGAUCUUUUACGACUUUACCCCUUAUCUUUAAUUUGUAUAAUUUUUGUACUAUAUAACUAUGUGUAAAUGUUUCAGAUCUUCAUUAUGAAAAAUCCCAAUAAAUAUUUCAUUCAUUUACAUACUUAACUCCUUGUUAUAAAAUGCCAACUUUUUUAAAUCCUUGAAAUGGAUGAUUCCCACUCCCCAGUAGAAAUAGGCCAACAAUCUUAAAUCAUUGCCAGAUUUCAUUAAAUAGUAAUUAUUUGGAAAAGAAAUGAAUGACUUCAUACUUUUGUGAAACAAAUAUUCUGGUAAAGCCUUCUGUACAAGUGUUUGUGUUUUCAUCGCUACAUCUUGGGGUUUUCCGUUUGCAAAGCAACCCAUGUUGGGCAUUUUUUUAUAUCAUCAACAAUGACAUCUUUUGCCAAGUGCAUGCCUGCCUUUAUUUUUUAAUGUAUGGUAAUGAAGAGCAAAACUGGGUAGAUUUUGCAUGAGCUGGUUGAGAAAGGCAAGAAGAAAAUGAACAUUGGAGGUCUAGUUUUAAGUUUCUGACAGAUAAAAUAGACUAAAAUCUCUCAUACCUUGAAAACUGAAGCUUCCCAUUUCCUUUACCCCAUUGUGAAGACUUUUACUGGGACCAUUAGUUUUCAGCUGUUGUCAAACUAACCAAUGUAUCAUAUGCUUUAAGAUGCAAGAUUCUUAAUUAAACUUUAUAGAGAUAGAGACUCAUCUAUUGUUUCUUUGUAUUCCAGGAAAGGUGAUAGUAGUUUUAUUUGAUACUGAUAAAUUUGGAUUUUUUUAGUUAUUUUUUAUCAUUUUUUUUUCCAAUGGAGUAGUACAGGACCAUGGUUUGUCCUUUUUAUGAAUGAAUACAAAUUAUAAAGAAAUAAAUGUCUUACUGUUACC